UUCCGAGCCGUCGUUGGAGGCUUCCCCGACGGGGAGCGGAGCCGCCAGUACGCGGACGGUGGUGGUGCUUGGCAAAGCAUGGCGCUGAGCUCGGUGAUGCCGGGCCGUGGGCUCCACGUGACGUGCCUGGCGGUGAUGGUGCUGAGCGGGAUUCACCUCGCCGUCACUCUGCUCUACUACCUGGACAUACACGUCUACAGCGGGCAGAUGGUGCGGCGCUUCGGCAGCUUCCUGGUGGCGGACGGGAUCGGCACAGCGGCGGGCCCGGUCCCCAACACCACAAACGCCAAUGGCAGCGUCGAGUCCCCGUCUCCCCCUCGCCUGCCGUUGCAGCCGUGUCCGGACACUUCACCGCAUCUGAUGGGACCACUUUCAAUAGAAUUUUCUCAGACUGUUGAUCUAGAAGAUGUGAAAAAUACUAAUCCAUUGUUAAGGGAAGGAGGCAGAUUUGCUCCAAUAGACUGUACAGCUCUUCAGAAAGUUGCCAUCAUUAUUCCUUUUCGCAAUCGAUUUGAGCAUUUGAAAUAUUGGUUGUAUUACUUGCAUCCAAUUCUUCAGCGCCAGCAACUGGAUUAUGGAGUGUAUAUCAUUAACCAGCAUGGAGAAGAUACUUUUAAUCGUGCCAAACUUCUCAACGUAGGUUUUAUGGAAGCUUUGAAAGAAUACGACUACAACUGCUUUGUGUUCAGUGAUGUUGAUUUGAUUCCCAUGGAUGAUCGAAAUUUAUACAGGUGUUACAGCCAACCAAGGCACCUGGCUGUAUCAAUGGAUAAAUUUGGUUUCAGAUUACCCUAUAACCAGUACUUUGGAGGGAUAUCAGCGUUAAGUAGAGAACAGCAUGAAAAGAUUAAUGGGUUCCCUAAUGAUUACUGGGGUUGGGGAGGAGAAGAUGAUGACAUCUACAACAGGAUAAUUUUCAAGGGCAUGAAGAUUUCUCGUCCGAAUGGUGGCUUUGGGAAAUGUCGUAUGAUCAGACAUAACAGAGAUAAAAACAAUGCACCUAACCCUCAGAGGUUUAACAGAAUUUCUAAAACAAGACAGACAAUGGAACAUGAUGGUUUAAAUUCACUCAAGUACACGGUGUUAGAGGUCAAGAAAUAUCCUUUAUACACCUUUAUUGAUGUGGAUAUUGGUGGGCCUGGAAGAUCACCUUCAAGAUAAGAAAAAGCUGUGGAGAACUCAGUCCUUAAACUCAAGAGUCUUUCUGUUCAUCCUGAGUACCAUGUGUGCCUUAUUAAUUUAACUUCAUGCGCUGUGUUUUCUCCUUGUUUUAUCAAGAGUUGUUGAUGAUGAACUCAAAUUGCCGCUGGGAUUUCAUCAUGUCAGCUCCAGAAACUCGAACAUCACACUGGGUGGACAGUUUCAGAAUUACGCCCUUAUUUCAAAACAAACUUUUAAAGUCUGAAUGCUAAAGUGAUUUUCCAUUUGUUUUCUAACCUAGGUGUGACUUUCAGGCUCUCAUGAAUACCCUGUCACCUAUGUUCUAAAUAUGUUGCUUCGUCAGUUCAUUCAUCAGCUGAAGCAUAUGCUUUUAUUUCACUUCAGAUCGCCGAUGAAGCAUUUGUAAUUUGUGUGCACUCACACAGAUGUCUGAGAAUAUGAUAUCUGAAAUGUGAUACAGACCCAGCAAAGGCAAGCUGCCUGUUUGCCAAUGAAUUACAUUUCACUGUUAUAAGACUUUGGCUGAGAUGAUUGAACACAUUUUCACUCUAGGAGAAAAUUCAACGUUGAAUUUGAAGAGUGAUGUCCCAUCAAAAGUCAGCUAUCCAUUGUGAAUUCAAGUGUUGUGAAGAGGACUUUAGCUCACUGGGGAUGCUGGCUAGGAAAGUAACUACUAAUAAUAUAUUGCCAGUGUGGCUUUUUUGUGUUGUUUUUUUCUCCAAUGUGAGUAAUUCUGAUAAGAUUAUAAGUUAGAGGAGCAGAAUUAGAGCAUUUGGCUCUUUUGAGUCUGCUCUGUCAUUUGAUGGUCCCAUUUAUUGCCCAUCCCUCAUUCCUGUACUAGCAGUAAUGCUGUUUCCACAUUGCUAUUGGUUAGGAUAUUCAGGAUGUUAACCUAAUGAUGAAAUUAUGGUAAUAUGUAUUACCCUAUGUGUUGAAAGAUGUGGUUGUUUCAGUGACCUCACCUAAAAUUGUUUUACAUCAAUGUGAAAAUAUUUCCUUGUCUUAAUGUUUGGUAAUCAAAUGGAAGGGUAGCUUCCCCUCUGAAUCUGAAGGUGGUGGAGAUAAUGCUUUUGUCUGGAAACAACACAUCUCAAAAACUAACAGAAUUUCAUCAAAACUUGGUAUGCAAAUAGGGCAUCUCCCUAGGAAGAAACGGUUAAUUUUAGCAAACAUGCAGGCUUGGGAUCUUUGGAUUUUAUUGAAAGCAUUUGUUAAUAUUGAAGUAUAUUCUCACAUAGAAUAUUGCUUCUUGUAUUUGCAAUUUUUUGGUUAUCACAGCAGUCAAAAUAUGAGCACAUGAAACUAGCUCACUAAAAUGCAACAUUGUUUUUUUAUAUAAUGAUCUAACUACAUAAUUAAUCAGUCAGGAAAAACCUUGAAGAGAUGCCUAACAGCAUAAUAAGGUUGUUAAUAUAGCAUAACCUGAGCUGUGCUUGCUUUCUAGUUCCCUCUUCAGUUGUUAUAUCUGAUUCUGUGUGUCUCCCCCUUCUUCUCCCCCCCCCCCUCAGGAAAAUACCAUCGCAAAUGCAUGCCUGAUUCUUCAUACUUGUGCAAAUACAUGCAUAUAAUACACAUUCUUCAGUCUGUUUCAAAUCUCUGCAAUGUUGCACAUGCUUCAUGCAUCAUACCACAUACAGGCAUUAACAGUGCCAUUUGCUGUGAAUGCUGACAUCUUCCUUGUGUAGACCCUUAAAGCAUGCACAAAACUGGGUGUGAUUGAACACUUUCACACACAAAAUGUUGCUUUUAGACUGAAAAUGUUCAGCUGAAGAAUGAUUCAGAUGUCAUAUCUAUAGGCUGCAUCAAAAAUAUCCAAAAGUGUAAAGAAGAGAUAUGAUAGUGGUCAUUGUCCUAUCAGGGUCCAGUCUAUCCAAUGGCAAAGUGCCCAAAGUGGUAUUGUCAGACCAAUACUAGAUUUUGGCCAAAGUUGCAUCAAUGAAAUUGCCAGCAUUUAUGAUAGCAAGAUCUUCUGACAGGAUGUAUUUCAUGGCCACUGCUGUUACUCCUGGAACUUCCAAAGUGCUAUUGCUACAGAUUUCAUUCUUAUGUACAAGUUUAAAUACAAUCAACUUUCUGCUACGGGACCAUAGUUGCUGGACUGUAUAUUGGCUAUUACUUGCCCACCUUCUAAUAUCUAAAGUUUUUCGACUAUCUUUCUCUUGCUUUUAGUUGAACCUGGAAGAAAGACAAACUUAGCAAUUGAGGCAGUUUGCACUGUUAGCCUGAACAUUCUUAUUUCUCAUUUUGGGAGAUGGCUGAUCUCUUUGGGGCUGGCUCAUACUUGAAUUAUUCCGAGUUGCAGAGUCUGGCAUUUCUGAUACUCUUAGCAGCACUUUGAGUGUGGUUGUCAGUCUGCACAUUGCUGUUCAAGAUUGCUUAUUCUGUUUUUGAAGCAGCCAUUUCUUAUGCAGAAACAAUGUACCCUAAAAAUGGCCUAGUUUCUUUAGGAUACUUUGCAUCUUGGGUUGUUCAGCUUCUGAAACCUAAAGUUGCGAACUGUAGGUAAUUUUAAACCAGUUCUACAAAGGACAAGGCCAUGAAGUUGAGUGAAACUAAUGCAUGCAGGAUAAGGUUAACAUUAAAACUGUUUUCUAGUGUUCAAACAAUUUGGAACUUUAACCAUUUGUAAAUUUUCAGCCUUCAGCUUAUACUCCAAGUUCUUGACUCUGCUUCAGUUACAGUCAAUUGAUGCAAUUGCUCCAGGCAUAAAACAGAUUGCAUUUUAUAAGUAAGCAACACACCCCUUGAAUCCUCAGAGAAAGCUUUGUAAUAUGCAUCCACAGUCUUUGGAGCUUUUAUUUCUUUUGUCUCACUGAAUCAUAGGGAGCUAUUUGACCCACCUUGCUCAAUUAUAGCUCUGAAAAAUGAGGUUGAGGUGGGGCGAUGGAGGUUCAGUUAAAAGGUUAACUUGAAUGGUGGCAAACUUGUUCCACCAGAUUUUAGUAGGCUGAAUCUUUGUUUAAAUACUUGAUUUGUGACAUUCUGCUGCUUCUGAUUUAUUCUCUCGAGUGGCUGGGCAGCACUUGUCUCUAUUUCACUGAAAACCUUGAUGUAGAAUGCAGUCUGUUUUAAUCAUGUUGAUUUUGCAAAGUUAAUUUUUGAACGCCAUUUUUCUAUUAGCAAAUAUGCUUAUUUUUCAGUGCUGUAUAAAAUCUUCCUUGCCCCUGUCAAUCAUAUUUUGCAUUUUAGUUUUGAAUAGUCAGCUAAAUAGCCGAUGCAGAUUUUUUUAAAAAUCAUGUUCACCUUGCAGGAAAAGCAGACAACAUUCAUGAGCAUGCAUGCCACUUUUAGUGGUAUUACCUGCUUACGUAAAUAUCAUGUCAUUAUGCUGCCUAGGGAAAGAAAAAAAAAUCAUCUGAAACUUGUGUUUUAAGAAUGAAUGAAGCCUUCUUUGAAUUAUCCACUUUCUUUGUUUUUUAAAUAUUCUAUUAAAUUUCUCCCAAUUCAUUUCCAGAAAUCUGAGGAAUAGCUGUCAAUUCUGGUAAAUUCUCAGCCAAAUUGAGAAGAUUGGCCAUCCAGUAGUUGGAAAUGCCAAGCCAGUAAUGGAAUGUUGAGAUUUUUAACAAACCUCUCACCUUGCCUUCAAUUAACCUCUCGUUCUGAUGACCAUUCACUGUUCAAUCUACGUGACUUGUUGGUGCCUUUGAUUUGAGCUCGAGCUUUAGUUGGCCUUUUAACAAAAAUAUUUAAAUGCAUUAUACUAUUAAAACUGACCACUUUUUAAUAUAUUGAACAAAUAUAAAAAUUGCACUCUUGCGGCUGUUACAGUGAAAGUGAAAAUGCAGUGUAACGGACAGCAAGUUUAUUAUUCAGCUGUUUUUUUUUUGGAUAGUUUUUUUUGGAAUUAAACUGCAUAGUAUGCAGGCCUGUGGCUAAUCUGGAGACUGCUUGCGUGUGCUGAUAAUUCAAUUGCUACCUACCAUUGUUUCUUUAUCUGGCCGUUGUGAAAAUACUUUAAACCAAAGUCAUUUGCCAUUUUAUAAUGUGCAUCAUAUUAUAUUGCUAGAGUUAGCAAUAAUUACCUAAAUUAGUAGCACUUUAAUCAGUGCACUCACUUUAAAAUGAGUGUUCUGAAGAAACAAUGUUAAUUCUGAUUUCUCUCCAGGUGCUGCUAGACCUCCUGAGAUUUUGCAGCAAUUUGUUUUUAUUUCUGAUUUCCAGCACCCGCAGUUCUUUUGGCUUUUUACGUUGGAUUUUUCAGUUUGAUUCACCUUGAGGAAUAAUUCUGCUCAGACCUUACCACUUUCUGAUAAAGGUAUAAUCCAGUUUCUGAAGAGCCAUAAAAUUACCCUUGCCCCUCAGUUGUACUUUGUGAAUGAAUAAUGACUGGGAGCAAAAAUUCUUGUUACCUUGACAUCAAAUUGACUUGUCAGGUGUAAGGUAAAUUGUCGGCUACCCUGCUUGAAAAGUAUUUGUUCAGUCUUGUUUUACGAAAACUUUCAGUGCAAUAGUUAUUUAUUGUGUGGUCACUUGUACUUUCCAUUGAAUCAUUAUGAAGUGUGAUUUGUUUGCAAGACAGUAUGUGCAUUAUUUGACUUUUGAGCCCAGUGCUACCAAAGCAAAACAAAAUUCCACAUGGUACUUGUUCAAAGCCUUUUCAACAUUUAUUAGGUGUUUAUUUGUCAUGAACAAAUUUGUUUCUUUUUGGAUUUCUAUGGUAAUGUAGAAUUGGCUCCAUUUAUAGAAAAUUGAAUGAACUGAAAAGUUCUAAUUCUAGCCACAUGAAGCCUCUAGUGGUACUUUACAAUGGAAGGCAUUUUACUUGUAUCUUUUCUGCGGUCUUCCUCCUAAUAAAUCACUACUGUAAUAUUAAUGCAAAUAAUUGUGUUGCAGCUGCACAUAGCAUCCAGGCUGUCUGUAAGACCACAAGGUCUAAUUGGGAGGCCAUCCAGAUGCAAACCACUGUUAAAUGUGUAUCAAGGUCAUUCAGAGGCUGUGUGAGUGGAGGGGGGGGCGCGGAGAGAAAGGCUUCGUGACUCCUAAAACAAUUGGUUCAUUCGGCCUUUAGCAAUGGCUGUAUGCUCCAAUCUAGCACCGCCUCUCUAGUCACCUCUUCUCUCGCGCUCCUUGACAUGUGUGCAUCACAGUCCCAGUUUCAAGCAUUCAGUAAACUGAACGAAUGUCCAGCACCAGCAACAUAUAAAUAGCUUGAAAUUUUUAUGUAUAAUAUGAAAUUUAUGUACUUCACUGCAGAUGCAUCUGUAUUUGGGGGAACAAACAACUUGUUAAACAGGGUGAUUCUCAUGUUGUCGCUCUGCUUCACAAUUCCAUUAAGCUGCUUCCCCGGUAGCAAAAGAUAUACUUGUGUUCGUGUGUAGCUUUAUUCUUAACCAAAACACUGCCUUGUUUUCCAGGAAAGCUCAUGAAAACUGACAGUGAGAUUCUGAUCUUGAAUUGUGCCAGCCAAAAUUUGUAUCUAAUUCACUCACUUACCUUUUGAACAAUGCAAUAAUGCACAGUGCUUUAUUGUUCAGUUUACACAAGUAUCAAAUGAUGCAUACAGUGUUUAAAUCAAAUAAUUAAUAUCAAGUCAAUAGACUUAUUGGCUCUGCAUUAAGAAUUGGUUCUGCUGGUGGUCUGUUUUCCUCUAGUCAGAGGUUUGAUAGGCUGUCUUCCACUGCAGUGUCAGAUCUUCCAUGAUAUCCAAUGUUACCUGUCUUGCCACUUGGGGUAUGAGUGACAUUUAACAGAUCCAGUUUUGUCCAGUCACCGCCAUUGAAAUUCAUUGAUUUUAGCUGUUUGUCACAUGUCACUUAAUUUCACUACGUGUUAAACCACUUGAUGCAAUAUGUGAUUGAAAUCUAUAGGCGGCACCUCAGUUUAAUCAUUGUGCCGACCAUCAGGACUUUAUCCUCUUUUUAACUGCCUCAGCAGUCUUUGAUCAUUUAGAUUCUCAGUCCUGUGGAAUUUUGGCUUUAAUCUGUUGUGUGUUAUUUUAGGAGGGUUUCAAGAGGGUUUUAGAAGCUCAGAAGUUUCAAUGUUACAAGGAUUUCUUUCUUUUCAGUUUUUACACAUUGUCUAAAAUGCUCAACCCAGAACCUAAUUUAGCUGUUACCUAUAUGCUGUAUUCUUUUUUUGAGUCUAGAGCUGUGAAUACUAUCAAAAUAUAAAACUGAAGUCAAUUGGUGUUUACAAUCAGUUUUGCAAACCUUUGCACUUGGAAUUAAUUAUGCGGAAUGUUUGCAUUGAAUAAUGUAUGAGUUUCAAUUUUACAGAAGGACCAAAGUAAACAACUAGCAUAGCUUUUAUAUUUAAAAAAAAUCAACUGGUGUUUGUAAAAGAUAUGUCCAAUUGUAAAU
Messenger RNA from Stegostoma tigrinum, 7460 nucleotides. Its product is annotated as beta-1,4-galactosyltransferase 1. The transcript has 6 exons. NCBI's taxonomy places the organism in Eukaryota, Metazoa, Chordata, Chondrichthyes, Orectolobiformes, Stegostomatidae. Gene Ontology annotation, molecular function: beta-N-acetylglucosaminylglycopeptide beta-1,4-galactosyltransferase activity; cytoskeletal protein binding. Gene Ontology annotation, biological process: carbohydrate metabolic process; protein N-linked glycosylation. The record is from RefSeq and is a predicted model, not a curated record. Bases 79 to 1161 code for a protein of 360 amino acids.